AUGUCUCCUUCCAACUCCAUCCGCGCCGCUCACCUACCGCGAGACACGGGCUUUCCUGAGCCCUUUUGCUCCGGCCGCAACACGACCCUUCCGCACCCCGAAGCCGACCUCUCCCCCAACGCCUGCAUCGGCCAGGAGGACGUCCACGUCGACUUCACCCGCAAGCGUACUGGCCUGUCCUUCCUGCACCGCUCCAAGAAGCACAGGAAGGGGACGCUGGUCCACGGCGCGCUCGCCGCGUCCCAGUCGUCCGCCGGCCAGAGCGCCGUCUCCCUCGUGUCCUCCACGGCGCCGGGCGGCGGCGGCGGCGACUCCCGCCCGCAGACGCGGGAGAGGAGCAGCAGCAGCAGCCACCGCCAGCCGCUCCGCCGCCCGCACAGCAACUCGCAGCCGUCCAUCGUCGAGACGCCUCCCAGCCCGAUGGGCUCCAAGUACGCGCGGGACAGCUUCGCGACGACCAGGCGAGAUGAGGAGGAGACGCCGCCCACAUCGCCGGAUGACGCGUCUGUCAAGUCGAAAAGGCGGUUGCUGAACAAGUUUCGUCGACGGUAA
Molecule: messenger RNA, 552 nt
Organism: Cordyceps fumosorosea ARSEF 2679
Lineage: Eukaryota; Fungi; Ascomycota; Sordariomycetes; Hypocreales; Cordycipitaceae
Exons: 2
Coding region: 1-552 (183 amino acids)
Source: RefSeq, a predicted model, not a curated record